Phyllopteryx taeniolatus (common seadragon) is the source of this 11098-nucleotide messenger RNA. RefSeq names its product neurobeachin b (gene nbeab). Gene Ontology annotation, molecular function: protein kinase binding. Lineage: Eukaryota; Metazoa; Chordata; Actinopteri; Syngnathiformes; Syngnathidae. The transcript is spliced from 56 exons. Gene Ontology annotation, cellular component: cytosol; membrane. The record is from RefSeq and is a predicted model, not a curated record. Gene Ontology annotation, biological process: intracellular protein localization. Bases 339 to 8612 code for a protein of 2757 amino acids.
AAAACAGCGAAAUUGGUCUCGCCUGGCCUGGAGCUCACCAAGCCCCCCAAAAACUCAAAUCACGCCAUUCAAGUGAAGUGAACUCGGCGAAAUUCGGGGGACACUUCCAGGGAGCUGCCGGCGGGGGGCGCUGUAAGCGGCUCCGGAGACCCCAGCAAGUCGCAUCCGAGCUGCGCCGAAUGGAACGUCGUAGUGCGGGUUAGUUGUUUUGCGCGCGCUCUCUCUCUCUCUCUCUCUCUCGCUGUCUCUCGCUCGCUCGCUCUCGGCUCUCCCGGAGCUCGCCUCGCGACAAGCAGCGUCGGACACUCCGAAGACGAGCGAGGACACCGGCGGGGACCAUGCCGGGCUGCGUGCCCAUCACGGAGCGAGCGCCUGCGCCAGGGGCCGGCGAGAAGGCGGCCGUGUCCGGCGCCGGAUCCGCGCUGCUCCUCAUCGACCCGUCGGUUCCCAUCCGGGAUAUUCAAACCAAAUUUGCGGUUCUCGGCGGACUCAUUGGAGCCCGAGAGGUCAGCAACAGGGACAUAGUGGAGACUGUGCUCAAUUUGUUGGUGGCCGGCGAGUUCGACUUGGAGACCAACUUCAUCAUUCAAGACGCCGACGGCAUCGGCUGCCUGCCGGCUCUGCUGGAGCGCUGCGACGUCACCUGCCAGGCGGAGAUCUGGAGCAUGCUCACCGCCAUGCUACGCAAGAGCGUGCGCAACUUGCACAUGAGCGCCGAGGUGGAACUCAUCCGGCAGCUGCUGCUCCGGAUGAGCUCCGUCGACGACAUGAUUGCAGACUUGCUGGUGGAAAUGCUGGGCGUGCUGGCCAGCUACAGCAUCACGGUACAGGAGGUGAAGCUGCUUUUCAGCAUGCUACAAGGGGAAGGCGGCCUCUGGCCCAGACAUGCGGUGAAAAUGCUGGCGGUGCUCAAGCAGAUGCCCCAGAGACACGGACCGGACUCCUUUUUCAACUUCCCCGGUCGCAGUGCUGCUGCCAUCGCUUUACCUCCCAUCGCCAAGUGGCCUUACCAGAACGGCUUCACCUUCAACACCUGGUUCCGAAUGGAUCCCUUAAACAACAUCAACGUGGACAAGGACAAGCCCUAUCUCUACUGCUUCCGCACCAGCAAAGGCAUCGGCUACUCGGCGCAUUUUGUCGGCAACUGCCUGAUCGUCACGUCUCUGAAAUCCAAAGGGAAAGGUUUCCAGCACUGCGUAAAAUACGAUUUCCAGCCCAGGAAGUGGUACAUGAUCAGCAUUGUCCACGUCUACAGCCGCUGGAGGAACAGCGAGAUCCGUUGCUACGUCAACGGCCAACUGGUUUCUUACGGAGACAUGGCCUGGCACGUCAACACAAAUGAUAGUUACGAAAAGUGCUUCCUGGGCUCCUCGGAGACGGCGGACGCCAACCGAGUCUUCUGCGGGCAGCUGGGCGCCGUCUACGUGUUCGGCGAAGCUUUGAAUCCGGCGCAGAUCUUCGCCAUCCAUCAGCUCGGUCCGGGCUACAAGAGCACAUUUAAGUUCAAGUCUGAGAGCGACAUCCACCUCGCGGAGCAUCACAAGCAAGUGUUGUAUGACGGCAAGCUGGCCAGCGCCAUCGCCCUCGCUUACAACGCCAAAGCCACCGACGCGCAGCUCUGUCUGGAGUCUUCGCCCAAGGAAAACACCUCCAUCUUUGUGCACUCGCCCCAUGCGCUUAUGCUUCAGGAUGUGAAAGCCACGGUGACUCACUCCAUCCACCGGGCCAUCCACUCCAUCGGCGGCAUCCAGGUUCUCUUCCCCCUGUUUGCUCAGCUGGACUACCAGCAGUUGAGUGAUAGCCAAGUGGAGACGGCCGUAUGUGCCACGCUGCUGGCCUUUCUGGUGGAGCUGCUGAAGAGCUCCGUUGCCAUGCAAGAGCAGAUGCUGGGAGGAAAGGGCUUCUUGGUCAUCGGCUACCUGCUUGAAAAGUCGUCCCGCGCGCACAUCAGCAGGUCCGUGCUGGAGCAGUUCCUCUCCUUCGCCAAGUAUCUGGACGGCCUGCCGUACGGGGCGCCGCUACUCAAACAGCUUUGCGACCACAUCCUGUUCAACGCCGCCAUCUGGAUCCAUACCCCCGCCAAGAUCCAGCUGUCCUUGUACACGUACCUCUCGUCGGAAUUCAUCAGCACGGCGACAAUCUACGGCGCCAUCCGACGGGGCGGCACGGUGCUCCGGCUCAUGCACGCGCUCAAGUACUACUACUGGGCCGUCAACCCGGCCGACGGCGGCGCCAUCGUCCCGAAGGGUCUCGAUGGUCCAAGGCCGACCCAGAAAGAAAUCAUCUCUCUGCGGGCCUUCAUUCUUCUCUUUCUCAAGCAACUCAUCUUGAAGGACCAAGGUGUGAAGGAGGACGAGCUGCAGAGCAUCCUCAACUAUUUGUUAACAAUGCAUGAGGAUGAGAACCUGCACGACGUGCUGCAGCUGGUGGUGGCCCUCAUGUCUGAGCAUCCGGCCUCCAUGAUCCCCGCUUUUGACCAGAGAAAUGGAAUACGGGUCAUCUACAAACUUAUGGGAUCCAAGUGUGAAAGCAUUCAAGUGCAGUCCCUCAAAGUCCUCGCAUAUUUCCUCAAGCAUUUGGGACACAAGAGGAAGGUGGAGAUCAUGCACACCCAAAGCCUCUUCACGCUCCUGGGCGAGAAGCUCCUGCUGCACGCCGGCGCCAUGACGGUGACCACCUACAACGCUCUGUAUGAGAUUCUGACGGAGCAGGUGUGCACGCAGGUGGUCCACAAGCCGCACGCCGAGCCCGACUCCACCGUCAGGAUUCAGAACCCAAUGAUCCUCAAAGUGAUAGCGACCCUAUUAAAGAACUCGGCCCCCGGCGCCGAGCUGAUGGAAAUUCGCCGCCUCUUCCUCUCCGACAUGAUCAAACUGUUCAGCACCAGCCGAGAGAACAGACGAUGUCUGCUUCAGUGCUCCGUGUGGCAGGACUGGAUGUUUUCUCUGGGCUACAUCAACCCCAAAACCCCGGACGAGCAGAAAAUCACCGAGAUGGUGUACAACAUCUUCCGUAUCCUGCUGUAUCACGCCAUUAAGCACGAGUGGGGCGGCUGGCGCGUCUGGGUGGACACGCUCUCCAUCGCCCACUCCAAGGUGACAUACGAGGCACAUAAGGAGUACCUGGCCAAGAUGUACGAGGAAUACCAGCGUCAAGAAGAGGAAAACAUCAAGAAAGGGAAGAAAGGCUCGGUCAGCACCAUCUCGGGUCUGUCGGCUCAGGCCGCCGGCAUCACGGGCUCGGUGGGGAUCGGAGAAAUGGACGGCAGCUCCCAGUCGCCGGGCAGCGACGGCGCCGACUCGCGAAACCCGCUGGCCGAAGGGCGGACCCCGGAGGAGAGGGCGGCGCGAGCCGAAGUCCAGCACCUCCUGGUGGACGUCAAAGCCGAGAAGGUGGAGGCCACGGAGGUCAAGAUGGACGACAUGGACGCGCUGAUGGAGGUGGAUUCGCUGCUGGAUGACGUUUACUGCGGCGUGAUGCUGCCAAAGAGUAGCGCGGCGGACCGGCAGAUCUCAGCUCCUCUCAUCUCGCUUGACGACGACAAAGACGGCGUCCCUCAGGGCAACGCUUUCUUGUUCCGCAAGGUGGAGGAAGCCUCGUUGCCUGUCUUGAAUCCAGCUCAGUCUUCAGAACCUCCGCCCGGCGGUGAUCUGGGCCUUCUCUGCACCUUGGAAAAGGAUGAAUUUGAACUCCAGGGCAUCAACUCUGCGGAGGAGGCCUCAACUCCAGACGCCGGCCGGGAAAGUGUCGCGGCGCCCUCUAAAGGUGACAUUUCCGCUGUUAGGAGCAGGAGCAACAAGCCCUCGGAAGAGGACGGCGGCGGGGAGAUGAAGAUUCAGACCACGGCGACCACACAGAAGCUAAACGGCCGCCUGGGCGCCGCAGCGGACAGCGCCGACUUCCCGGCCGGCGGCGCCCUGACGGACGAGGACCAGCAGCAGCGGCAGCGGCGUCAGUUCAGCCCGGGCCCUCGCACCACCAUGUUCCGCAUCCCGGAGUUCAAGUGGUCGGCCCUGCAUCAGAGGCUGCUGGCCGACCUGCUCUUUGCUCUGGAGAGCGACGUGCACGUCUGGAAGAGCCACUCCACCAAGUCCGUCAUGGACUUUGUCAACAGCAGCGAGAACAUCAUCUUUGUCCACAACACCAUCCACCUCAUCUCGCAGAUGGUGGACAACAUCAUCAUCGCCUGCGGCGGGAUCCUGCCUCUGCUCUCGGCAGCCACCUCGCCUUCUGUGGAGAACAUCGAGGCGACGCAAGGCAUGUCCUCGGAGACCGCCAUCACAUUCCUGUACCGCUUGAUGGUGAUGGUGGACGUGCUGGUCUUCUCCAGCUCGCUCAACUUCAGCGAGAUCGAGGCGGAGAAGAACAUGUCGUCCGGCGGCCUCAUGCGUCAGUGUCUGAGACUCGUGUGCUGCAUGGCUGUGAGGAGCUGUCUCGAGUGCAGGCAGAGGCACGGCGAUCGCGGGAACAGGCCGUGCGCUCCCAACAACGGCAAGUGGCAGGACGUGGCGCCAAACGCCGUGACUCCCGGCAAGCUUUGGAGCACGUUCGAAACGGUUUCGAGUAACCCGUCUCCCAUCAAGGACCCCGAUCGCCUCCUGCAGGAUGUGGACAUCAACCGCCUGCGUGCUGUGGUCUUCCGUGAUGUGGACGACAGCAAGCAAGCACAGUUCCUGGCUCUGGCGGUGGUCUACUUCAUCUCGGUUCUCAUGGUGUCCAAGUACCGCGACAUUCUGGAGCCUCAGCGCGAGACAGGCCGGACGAGCGCCAAGUCGGGCCACGGCGCCCACCGCCGCCGGGACGCCGACUCGCCCUCCGCCACAGAAAGAGGGCAGACAUUCGUGGGCCAACCGGGCCGCGGUUCCCCCUCGGAGGAACGAUCCGUUCCCCUCAUCGAGCCGAGCGUCACGGCCAAGCGGGUCGUCGGCGUCGUCGACGGCGCCGCCGACGCCGACGAGCUCUUCGCCGAGCCUCCGCCGCCCUCCUCCUCCUCCUCCUCGGGCCUCAACGUCAAGGAGAUCCUCAAGAGUCUGGUGGCCUCCCCGGCAGAGGCCGUGGAGGCGGGGCUGGAACCGGUGUCCUGCCCGGAUCUCGCAGCCAAGGUCCAGACCGCUCUGCCCGUGCAGUUUCACUCCUUUGACAGGAGCGUGGUGGUGCCCGUCAAGAAGCCCGCCCCGGGAGGCCUCGCCGUCACUGUGGUGGGUGGCAGCCCCUCUUCCGGCCCCGUGACCCCCAACAUCUUUGCGGCCGCUUCGGCCACGCCCAAAAGCAUGAUCAACACCAUGGGAGCCGUCGAUGCCGCCGUUGCUUGCGCGGCCUCCGCGACGCCGUCGUCUUCCGCUCUGGCGAACGGCGCCACCAGUAAGAAUCUACCAGCUGUGCAGACGGUGGCGCCCAUGCCCGAAGACACGCUUGAGAACAUGAGUAUUACGUCAAAACUGGAGAGAGCUCUGGAGAAGGUGGCGCCACUGCUGAGGGAGAUCUUUGUGGACUUUGCGCCCUUCCUGUCGCGCACCCUGCUGGGCAGCCACGGACAGGAGCUGCUCAUCGAAGGGCUCGUGUGCAUGAAGUCGAGCACGUCAGUGGUGGAGCUCGUUAUGCUGCUUUGCUCUCAAGAGUGGCAGAACUCCAUCCAGAAGAACGCCGGCUUGGCCUUUAUUGAGCUCAUCAACGAAGGAAGGUUGCUGUGUCACGCCAUGAAGGACCACAUUGUCCGCGUGGCCAACGAGGCCGAGUUCAUCCUGAACAGACAGCGAGCCGAGGACGUCCACAAACACGCCGAGUUCGAGUCCAACUGCGGCCAAUACGCUGCCGAGAGGCGAGAGGAAGAGAAGAUGUGCGACCACCUGAUCAGCGCCGCCAAGCAUCGGGACCACGUGACGGCCAAUCAGCUGCGGCAGAAGAUCGUCAACAUCCUCACCAACAAACGUGGCGCCUGGGGAACGCUGGGCCAGAGGCCGCCUCACGACUUCUGGCGUCUGGACUACUGGGAGGACGACUUGCGGCGGAGACGGCGAUUCGUCAGGAACCCGCUGGGCUCAACGCACUUGGACGUGUCGUGCAGAACCCUGCAGGAGUACGUCACAGACGAGGACGAGCUGGUCAAGUUGAAGACUUUGCUCUUCCCCGGCCAAAGUGUUCCGAGCCAGAGCCCCGAAACGGAGCUGAUCCUAGAGGGAGACGACGACGACUCCGUCGGCCUGCUGCAGGAAAAGGAAGUGGACAACCUGGGCGGCCCGGUGGCGCUGAGCAGCCCGGCCCAGCUGGUCGCGCCCGGCCUGGUGGUCCGUGGGACCCUCUCCAUCAGCACCAGCGAGAUCUACUUCGAGGUGGACGAGGACGACCCCGCCUUUAAGAGGGUCAGCCCCAAGGUCUUGGCGUACACGGAAGGUCUGCACGGGAAGUGGAUGUUCAGCGAGAUCCGGGCCAUCUUCUCCAGGCGCCACUUGCUGCAGAACACAGCCGCGGAGGUCUUCAUGGCCAAUAGAACGUCCGUCCUUUUCAACUUCCCUGACCGGGCGACGGUGAAGAAAGCGGUCCACGGUCUUCCUCGGGUCGGGGUGGGGACCAGCUACGGACUUCCUCAAGACAGGCGGAUCUCGCUGGCCAGCCCUCGGCAGCUCUUCAAGUCAUCUAACAUGACGCAGCGCUGGCAGAGGAGAGAAAUCUCCAACUUUGAGUACCUCAUGUUCCUCAACACCAUCGCAGGCAGGACCUACAACGACCUGAACCAGUACCCGCUCUUUCCCUGGGUGCUGGCCAGCUAUGACUCACAAGAGCUGGACCUCACCCUGCCCGCCAACUUUAGAGAUCUCUCCAAGCCCGUCGGCGCACUCAACCCCAAGCGCGCCGCCUUCUUCGCCGAGCGCUUCGAGUCGUGGGCGGACGACCAGACGCCGCCGUGCCACUACCGCCGCUACUGCUCCACCGCCGGCUCCGCGCUGCACUGGCUCGUCAGGAUGGAGCCGUUCGCCACCUUGUUUCUCAGCGCCAACAACAACCGAUUCGACCACCCGGACCGAAUCUUUUCCUCCGUCGCCCGCUCGUGGAGGAACUGUCAGCGAGACACCUCGGACGUCAACGAGCUGAUCCCGGAGUUCUUCUACCUGCCGGAGAUGUUGGUCAACGCCAACGGCUACCAUCUGGGAAUGCGGGAGGACCGCGCCAUGGUGGCCGACGUGGACUUGCCGGUCUGGGCCAAGACCCCCGAAGACUUCGUGAGGAUCAACAGAAUGGCGCUGGAGAGCGAGUUUGUGUCGUGUCAGCUGCAUCAGUGGAUUGACCUCAUUUUCGGCUACAAGCAGCGCGGUCCCGAGGCGGUGCGCGCCCUCAACGUCUUUCACCACCUGACCUACGAGGGCGGCGUCAGCCUGGACGCCAUCGCCGACCCUUUGACCAGAGAGGCCACGGAGGCGCAGAUCCGGAGCUUUGGACAGACGCCAUCUCACUUGCUCAUCGAGCCACAUCCUCCACGCAGUUCCGCCAUGCACCUGAGUCCUCUGAUGUUCAAGGACCAGCUGCAGCAAGACGUCAUCAUGGUGCUGAAGUUCCCGUCCAACUCGCCGGUGACGCACGUGGCGGCCAACACGCUGCCGCACCUCGCCGUGCCGGCCGUGGUCACCGUCACGUGCAGCCGCCUCUUCGCCGUCAACCGAUGGCACAACACGGUCGGACUGAGAGGAGCGCCAGGAUACUCCCUGGAGCAGGCUCAUCAUCUCCCAAUCGAGAUGGACCCUCUGAUCGCAAACAGCGCUGCGAGCAACAAGCGUCAGAUCACAGACUUAGUGGACCAGAGCAUCCGGAUCGGCACGCAGUGCUUCGUGGUGACAGCUGACAACCGCUACAUCCUGGUGUGCGGCUUCUGGGACAAGAGCUUCCGCGUGUACUCCUCGGAGACAGGAAAGCUGACCCAGAUUGUGUUCGGCCACUGGGACGUGGUGACGUGUCUGGCCCGGUCCGAGUCGUACAUCGGGGGCGACUGCUACAUCGUGUCCGGCUCCAGAGACGCCACUCUUCUUCUGUGGUACUGGAGCGGCAGGCAUCACAUCAUCGGAGACAACCCCGUCAACAGCGACUACCCGGCACCACGAGCUGUGCUCACGGGUCACGAGCAGGAAGUGGCGUGCGUGGCGGUCUGCGCAGAGCUGGGGCUGGUCAUCAGCGGGGCCCAAGACGGUCCGUGCCUGGUGCACACCAUCACGGGGGACCUGCUGCGAGCGCUGGAGGCUCCCGAGCGCUGGAGGCGGCCCCGCCUGAUCUCGGUGUCCAGCGAGGGCCACUGCGUCAUCUAUUACGAGCGCGGACGCUUCUGCAACUUCAGCAUCAACGGCAAGCUGCUGGCCCGCAUGGAGCUCGACGACAGCAGCAGGGCCAUCCUUCUGAGCAGCGACGGGCACAAUCUGGUGACGGGCGGCGACAACGGCGCGGUCCAAGUGUGGCAGGCGUGCAGCCUCAAGCCGCUGUACGUGUACCCGGCCUGCGACGCCGCCAUCAGAGCCAUGGACCUGUCACAUGACCAAAGGACUCUUAUCACUGGGAUGGCUUCGGGAAGCAUCGUAGCGUUCAACAUCGACUUCAACCGCUGGCAUUACGAGCACCAACACAGGUACUGAGCGACAACUGACGGGACGCUCCGAGACGAGAUGUCGGGUCCGGGAGCGAUCUCGGCCGCCUCGAGCGCCGUUCAGCAUCGAGUCGCUUUUCUUCUGGGCUUACGUCAAGACUGAGGUCUGGGAAGCAAACCGGAACGUGUAAAUAUGCAACAAAUGUUUCGGAGACUUGCUCGUGAACUCGAAAAACGUUCAUACAAACCAGUUACAAGACAUUAUGGACUUAUUGGGAAGAUAUGUAGAUUAGAAUUUUUUUGGGAUAAACAUUGUAAAGCAGGACGAUGUCAUUUACGUCAAAUUUGUGCAUUUUAAACAUCCAGAGAGUCACACGGGACAGGACCAUUAAGAGUUUCCAUGGUAGUGAAACAAAUGCAAUGAAAUGAGGUGAAAAGUGGGCGUUGCGAGCAAAUGAAUGUGACAUUUACAGGAGGGGGGGGGGAAAAAUGUUAUUAGGUGUUUUCCCCCGCUGCUUAUGCGUUGAGGGCAAAAUUAAUUUGUCACUGACUUCACUCACAUUAAAACUCUCCUCUCAAUCAAUAAAUCAGAUAUAAAAUAAUAUAUAUAAUAUAUAUUAUAAUAUAGAAAUAUGUUAUAAUAUUAUAUAAAUAAAAUAUUUGUUAAAUUUAUGUAAGAAGAAAAAUUGGCGAAAACCUUUUUUGCUUUAUUUUUGAAUUUGCGAAAUCCACCCUGAUGCACGCAUGCUAUAUUCAAUCUAUUGACGCAACUGGUUUCAAAAGCGAAGGCGAAAUGUCUGAUUCCUACCAAAUGUAUUUGCAAAUACACACGCAAAACGCAAAGCGCUGUGGAGGCUUUGAAAGUGGCGUCUUGAUUUUGGGACAUGUCACACACACUCCUUGGCAGAUAGCGCUGACUAAAUAAAAUCCAACGUGAACAUUUGUGCUUUAAGCCAUCAACCUGUAGCCUUCCAACAGAAAUAGGAUUGUAAUGAUCAUGCAGUAGUUGAUUUGAAAUGAAUACAUUCGAUUGGGGUUAAAAAAAAAAUUUUUUUUUUAAAUGUUGAUUUUGUUCAGUUUUUAUUUGGGCACAUGUAUGAGCAGAUGUGCAUUGUAGCGUGUUAAUCAGGGUGUUUUGUUUUGUUUUGUUUUGUUUGUUUAACACAACAACAACAACAAUCAUGUUCAAACACUUGUAGCAAAUAGUGGAUGUAGCUUCCAUGACGUCACACUGUCCAAGGUUUUUACAGCCUCCCCGGUAAAAAGCGGAUCUGAUUUGCACAACUCAUUUUUUUUUUUUUUUUUUUUUAUUCAUUUCUAUUCAGUGGACACAUUUGACUCUCCUUUUGUCUUCUGGGUCAAAUUGACCCAAGUAAGUUUUGCAUAUGAAAUUUAUGAUUUUAUUGGAAAUUAUUAUUGGUGUGAGAUAUAUAUAUAUAUAUAUAUAUAUACUGUUUUAGCUAUUACCUAAAAAAAACAUAUAUACAUACAUUAAUUAAUAUUACAUUAUAAUUAAUAUUUGACUAUCAUAAAGUUUAGUAGUUUAAAGAUGGAAAUUCCUGCCUCAUUUUGAUGUUAAAAAUAUUUUUUUUUAAGUAAGAAUAAUUUCUUGAUGUCGGAUUUUGGUACAAUAGAAUAAUCAAAUAUAAACAAUAGAAAUUGUCGAUUGUGUGUAGUUGAUUAAAAUAUGACUUCCCCUUGAGAAUUGAAUGACUGAAAUACGUUUCCUUUUAUGACGUUCUAAUUGAUUGAGAUGCACUGGUGUAGAAUGAAAAUGCUAUAUUUGAAUUCUCAUGAAUUCAAGUUUUGAUUGUCCAAUCAGCUGGAGCGACUGUCAACGUGUUUGUGUCCGUGGUAAUGCUUCAAAGACAUUUUUGUAAACGAGACCCUUUUUACUUUGACUUAUCCUGUGGUUGUUUUUACUUUUUCCCCGCCCCCCUAGUACAUUUGUUAAAAAAAAAAAAAAAAAUAAUAAUAAUAAUAGUAAUCAUGCUGUAUCCUGUGCGCUCGGAAGUAAUAUGAAAAAUUGACAGGAACUGAGCAGUAAUUUACAUGAACCAUAAAAACAGAAGUUACAGCAGAUAUGCAAAUAAAUUUAUAUUUUGUGGCACUCUUAGGAGACGAGUUUGUUUUCAUUUUCAUUUGAGAAUAGUUUUGUUUAAAUUAUAUUAAUUUGUUAAUGGUAUUUAACUGUACUUGUUUAUGCUUCUUUGUUUUAUAUUCUUCCAUGAUGUUUAAUUGACUUCAUUUUUAUCAGUAGCGUUUUUUAAUAAUAAUAAUAAAAAAAAAUGUCUGGGAUAUUUCAUCUUCAGAGGUUAUUCAUGCAAACGUGUUGAAAAAUGUGUAUUAAAGUAGCUCAUUGUUGAAUGUUUGCUGUUUUUCCAAGUGCUUUUACUGCCACCUGCUGUCUGUCUGCUGUUACAACAGGGGUUUACUUAGAAAAUGUAAUGCAACAAUUGUUUUUCCACAAAUAUCAGUUGUUGUUUUUUUUACAUACAUGGAAAAAAAAAGAAUAAAGAGAUUUUGGAGAAUUUG